AAAGAAUAAAAUAUGGACGCAGAAACGAAAAAAGAAAAUUUAUCAAAUUUAGAAACAGAUAAGGAAAAAUUAUUAAAAAUACAAAUUAAAUUAGCAAAAACAAUUCAAGAAGAAGCUACCAACCUUUUGAUUAAUUUUCGUUGCGAUCUUGAAUCUUACUAUGUCAUUACUACUGAACGAAAUCCAGAUAAUAUAAUUAGUCGACUUUCUGAAAACACAAGCCCACUAUUACAAAUUAAUAAACUUUUGACCAAACUUAAAAAUAACCAAAUUCAAAUCAGAGUCUUUAAAAAAAGAUAUCAACAACAACUAAGAAAAGCGUCAUGGGCACAUGAAAGAAAAAAAAGAGUCAAUUACGAAAAAAACAUGGAAAUAUUCGAUGAAAUUAAAAACAAAAUUAAAAAAAAACCAUUUUGCGAUAAUAACGAUCCGAUGCAUGAACCAUUUUGUAUUAAACAAGAAAGAAUAUCAGAAGACUCGAGCAAACAAGAAGAAUUAUAAAUAAAAAAAUGGAUUUCAAUAAAAUCGAUUUCACAAACGAUUUAGUUCGCAUGACAAUGGGGAUGUUGCAGUCACUAUUAGAUUACGAUUUGAAAUUACAAAAAUUAGACCCUGAUGAUUCGCAAAUCGAUAUCUUCAAAUAUAUUGUGAACAGACUAGAAAACACUUUUUUAAAAUAUUUUGAACUCCUGCCAACCGAUCAAAAAAAAGCAAUAAUAGAAACUAAAAUAUUAGAACAUUAUUUCGAUGUUUUUGUUUUGUAAAUAUUAUUAUUUUGUAAAAUUAUUAGUUAUAAAAAAUUCUUUUUUAUUAAAAAAACAAU
This is a messenger RNA of Hydra vulgaris (swiftwater hydra), 823 nucleotides long. NCBI's taxonomy places the organism in Eukaryota, Metazoa, Cnidaria, Hydrozoa, Anthoathecata, Hydridae. The record is from RefSeq and is a predicted model, not a curated record.